GCCCCACGGGUUAGGGGGAAGCGUGCCCCGCUCCUGCUCCCCACGGGCUACGCGGGCUUCUCCCCACGGGGGUCCCCCCCGGCCCGCAAGGGGACAGCGGGACGCGGCCGAGCCCCGGCAGCGGGGCGGGCCUCCGCCGCCCUCCCCAGCCCCGAGGCGGGGCCGGGGCCCGGGCCGCCCUCUCGGUAGCGGCGGCGGGAUGCGGCUGCCGGAGCUGUGCCUGGCGCUCCUCUGCGCCGCCGCCGGCACCGGCUCCCCGGGGUCGGCCCGGGACCAGCCGCCGGCAGCAGCCGCGGAGGGGGCGGGACGCGGGGUGCCGGGCGCUGCCCCCCCCCGGGUCGGCGGCGUGGACCCCCGUCGUGCGUGGAUGCUGCUGGCCGGGAGCCCUGGGCGGGCGAGGGGCAGCCGGGCCCGGGGCAGGACGGGCACGGUCCGGGAUGGGACAGGGGCUGGCACGGCACAGGCUGCAUUGAAAGUCGGUGUGCCCGGCCCUGCCUCUGUGCCCCCCGGGACCCUCGCCGUGCUGGAAGAGCUGCUGAGAGAGCUGCAGCUCCUGCUGAAAGCCAUGGUGAAGGAGCAGGCGAAGAUGCGCAGGAAGGCCUGGGAAGGGCGUGAGGAAGAGGAGGAAAGCGGGGAAGGUAACCCACAGGCCGGGUCCCAUCGUCGCGUGGAAGCAGCCUUCCGCUGCCAGACGCGUGAAAACAUCUCCAUUGAGCAGAGAGCACAGCGGGAGCUGCAGCUUUACUACAUUCCGGAGAGGGAGGGGAUGUUCCGCCGUGGCUCGGGGCUGAACCUGACCAGUGGGCAGUACACAGCCCCCAUCGCCGGGUACUACGCCUUCACCGCUACACUGCACCUCGUGCGCAGAGAGCAGCGGAGGAAGUGGCAGCCGUGCAGGGGGAAUCGUCUGCGGGCGCUGGUCUGCGUGCAGUCCCGCUGCCAGCACAACAGCAAUCUGGAGACGGUGUCCUGGCUGGAGAGUGGCGUUGGCCUUUUCACUAUCUCCGUCACCGGAGUCCUUUACCUGCAGGUUGGGCAGUACGCCUCUGUUUUCGUGGACAACGCUGCAGACUCUCCCCUCACUGUUCAAAGCGGCUCUGAUUUCAGCGCCAUUCUGAUAGGGGUAUGAAAAGGUGCUGAGCACCACGCAGGGAGCUGAACCUGUGCCAGGAGCAGGUUCCCUCUGCCACCCACCAUCACACCUCCCCUGCUCGGCACCAAGCCCAGGGAAGACCUUUGGCUGCUGCAGGAGCUGCAGGCUGGUCCCAUACUGUUCAUGCUGCAGAACCAUCUGAAGCUGGAUGAAAGAUCGGGGAGGAAAGGUUGAGGAUAAUAAAUAAUAAUAAAGUGUGACAAGAA
Messenger RNA from Chroicocephalus ridibundus (black-headed gull), 1359 nucleotides. It is a transcript of the gene ERFE, whose product is annotated as erythroferrone. Lineage: Eukaryota; Metazoa; Chordata; Aves; Charadriiformes; Laridae. Gene Ontology annotation, molecular function: hormone activity. Bases 200 to 1129 code for a protein of 309 amino acids. The record is from RefSeq and is a predicted model, not a curated record. The transcript has 6 exons.